Messenger RNA from Amaranthus tricolor (Joseph's coat), 828 nucleotides. RefSeq lists its product as uncharacterized. The coding region runs from base 266 to 694 and encodes 142 amino acids. The transcript is spliced from 2 exons. Lineage: Eukaryota; Viridiplantae; Streptophyta; Magnoliopsida; Caryophyllales; Amaranthaceae. The record is from RefSeq and is a predicted model, not a curated record.
CCCAACAUAUCAUCAUCAUUCAUCACCAAAAUCAAUAUAAGUAGUUGAAAAGAAAUAAGAGAAAUAAAUUAUGAUCAUCAAAUCAAUAUCAAAUUUCACUAUUACAUCUCAUCAGUCAUCACCCACAAUAAAUCAAAAUAAAUCCCUCUAAAGUCUAAAAAUAUAAUUAUUUCAUAUUUAAUUUCACCUAUAAAUUUCUCCUUUCUUUUUUCAAUCGCUUCUACCUUACUCUCUUUCUCCUUUCUACCAUUAAAAUCAUAACUCCAUGAGGUUUCUAUUCGAAUGCGUGACUUGCCGUAGCUCCGUCACAAACACCCAUUCAUCCGACGAACCGUCGUCUCCAGCGACGCCUACGACGGAAGAGACCCUCACACUCGUUACUUCCGGGCCGGAAGUGUCGAAUCGUAGGCGUCGGAAAAGAGGGAGAACUAGAGGUUCUUCGUCGGCGGCGGAUUGGAAACCGACACUUUUUGCGAUAUCGGAAGAUAACGCAAUAUCUGCCUCUAAUACUUCUCAGAGGCCAGUUAACCGUAAACCGGUUACUCCGGUGGUAUCUCCGACUCCUAGGAAUGUUAAACGUUGUGGGUCUUCUUCAUUGGUUCAAGUCAAUGCCCGUACCCGGUCUUAUGAUUAUGGGCGAGAACCUUUAGCAAUGAUGUUCCCAGCAUUUACAGCAGCUCCAUUCAUGUUUUGAUAAUUUUACAAUAUAUUUGUAAGCUAUUCUCCUUGUGAAACUUGUGUAAGUAAAUGAAUUUCAAAGAAUAGUUAGUCACUAUAAUAUAUGGAAUUCAUCUGAGUUAGUGAAUGUAUAUUAUAUAUUGAUGGGUA